Somion occarium is the source of this 2965-nucleotide messenger RNA. The record is from the annotation of a GenBank genome assembly. NCBI's taxonomy places the organism in Eukaryota, Fungi, Basidiomycota, Agaricomycetes, Polyporales, Cerrenaceae.
CCUUUGUCUGCACUUGGACCCGAUCAUUGAGUUUGUGCGUUGUAAUAGAGACGUCUUUCACCCAGGGCUGUGUGCCAGUUCGCGUGAGUCCCCAGGUACACGCCAGGUACACCGCCCGCCACAUCCUCUCGGUAUUCCAAGUCGCCUUCCGACAUCUUCCUACUACUCUCUUCCAAUCUUCAUAACGACUCUACCCUUUGCUUAUCUCAGUAUCAUACCUGAUUGAUGAGCAGCGAUUCCUCCAACCCUCCCUCUCCACGUGGCGUUCGUCCCCAAAAUGCAGGCUUUCACAACAGCGGUAUGGCGCCACCUGGUGAUUCCCAGUCUUACUUUCAGCAGCAGCCGGUUCAGGCUCCAAUUGUAAGACAACCAAUUGGCUUCUCUUCACAUGCACCCUCCGUAGGAACAGUCCCUACAUAUGCGGCGGGAGCUCCAGGUGCCCAAGUACCUCAAUUCCAUCCUGGCCAAGGCAUGUCCAUCGAUCAGCCUUCUCAGGAGCAUCGGAAGAGGAGGAAACACAAGGACAAAGAUAAGUUGAAAGCAAAGCCUUCGAGGGAUCGAGCACCGGUGGACGAUAGCAAUUACUCCACACCGAUCCCUUACGCCUCACCAGCCCCCAAUGCUUCAACACCAUUCCUUCAACCUCCAGCUUUUCGCAUCCCUGCUUAUAAUCACACUCCGCAAGUUCAAUCUACGGCUGGCGCUCACCCUCCGCCUCCGCCGAGUGGCUCAUAUUUACCGGACCAUGCUUCCGAGAGUUCAUCUAUUAGAAAUAAAGGUAGCGGUACAAAGAGCAGGAGCCACCGUCCAGAGGCUCGCAUGCCCGCCCCCUCCCACAGUAUGAAUUCACAACCACCCGACUCCCGUAGUUUCCAGCAGAACGAAUUCAACGAGGCGUAUCAACGCCAAGCCGAACAUCACAGUGGAAAUCAACCUGGAUAUAAUGCUCCUCCUUCCGCGUCCGACGCACACCAGAGAUCUCGAUCGCAUCGACCGCGAGAGCAUCGUUCCAAUUCCACUGCGUCCAACGCACCUCCCCAACAGUAUACUGCUCCAUCUUCUUCCUAUGCCCCACAGGGAAUGUCACCGACGUCGGCUGAACCACCAUCUCGUCCAAAGGCCGUCUUGCGCAUUCUCACUGUCUUGAUUGAGGAUAAGCGUUUUCCUGAGGAGGAGGGCCAGCUCGCUGAAGUUAGAGUCAGUCUGCGCCCUGGUGAUGAUCCCGAAGACGGAUACUGGGCUGAUGCUAGGGAAAUUGCGGAAGAAUUGCAAUCCGGACCUGCCAGAAUCGACGGUCCUGCCAAGGUUUACACCAUGCGUGGAAAAUAUCGUCAGUAUUUCCUGCGUGUCACCGCCGAUGGUGUUACAGAUUGCCAAUCUUCCAACCUCAAGGUGUCCAAGGAUCGCACUCUUGAAGUGUUCGUUGAACAUAAUCCUGCCGCUUUGUCCGGGCCGCCCCAAUACGCUACUCCGCCGCCCACGGUGCCCACUUCCGUGGAUGGGUAUAGCCCAAGUCGGUCAGAGUUCGGCAAUGUUGAAGUGGCUAGCAUCCCUCGGAAGCGUCGUCACUCGGCUAGCUCAAGGUCAUCAGUAGCCUCAGCACUUCGGACACAGGCACAAGUCAUAACGGAAGAACAUGCUUCUCAUCGAUCGUCUCCAUUUACGAACCGUGCGCCUUCCCUUAUGCCCUCGCAGGACCCACCGCUGUCACCGACGCCUGUUGCUUCACACGACUCGCCUAUCUCGGAAAGUUCAAUUGCGUCUCCAAGGCUUCCGGCGUCUGUCUCGCAACAACUGUCUGCAUUCACAACUGUCUUCGAUCAAGCUGGGUCAAGAGCUUCGUCAGGUUCUCAACAUGGGUCCCCAAUGUCAACAGGUUCAUCGUUGGCCUCCCCGAUACCUGCGUCUCCACCCCUGCCAGAGAUCCGCAGUAGUCAUCCAUCGCAAACUCCUUUCACUGGUCAUCAGUCUGUUCACUCUAUGAGGGAGCAGACUGCCUCACCUAUAUCACUUCCAGGACCUUCGUCAUCUAAGAAAGCGAGGGGACCAAGCGGUGAACCUUCUGCCAGGUCUGCAGACGGUGGUGGGUCAAACCAUUGGGGAUCCAGAGGUUCCUCUACAGGUUCCUCUACAACGACUCCAGCAACGUCUGGUUUCGCUCAGUUCGCUCAGCCAGUUACUUUUGGCGCUCCUUCUCUUGUUGGACCGUCACAAAUAACUGCAUCCUUUACCGGCCGCGCCUCUCCUUCGUCACCUUCAGUUUCUUCUCCACGCAGGAACAUCGAUCAGGACGUCUGGUUGUCCCUUCGUGAUGUUUUCAAGAAGGAACCUCAAUUCGAGACUUUCGUGACAUCCAAGAGUCAACAAGUCCCUCUCGUUGACAUGUUGCGGGAUCAAUACGCGUACAUCAAGAGUAAGCUCGAUAAGUACUUGGAUAAGCCGAUUCCAGUCACGUUCAAUGAGCCUGGAGGCAAGUACACAAGGGCUCAGAUCUUGAAGGCUUUCAAUAUGCCAGAGUACUAUGCAGACGUCAUUCCUGAAAUGCUCGCGUUAGCAAGUUACUACGGUCCCAACGGAUCUCGUGGCGAGGAUCCUGAGAUUGUCAGGCGCCUGACCGAGAAGCCUAAAUCGUCUACCUCUCAGUCAGCCAAGGAAUGCCUCAAUCUAAUGCGCAUACAUCACGAAAAGCAGCUCGAGGCUCAUCCCGAUGCUUGAUUCAGUAUUCCUGGUUCACUAUCAUCUUUGCUCAUAUAAAUCCCAUACCAUUCUUGUAUAUGCUUUCUUGUUCUUAGGUUGCUUUCUGCUUUUCUUCCGAGGUUAUCAGGUCUGGUACCUGCCAUGGUCUGCGCUUUGCUGUCCCAUUGUUCUCCUUUGCGCCGUUCACAUACCCUUCUCGUAUCCUCGUCCCACUAUCAUUAAAUCUCGUAAGAACUUCUUUCUCAAAUGUUCUCCACGUCAUGCCCUU